Messenger RNA from Rubroshorea leprosula, 1502 nucleotides. NCBI's taxonomy places the organism in Eukaryota, Viridiplantae, Streptophyta, Magnoliopsida, Malvales, Dipterocarpaceae. The record is from the annotation of a GenBank genome assembly.
CUUAAGCUUGCAGGAUGGAAACAAAAUCUUUUGAGUUUGGCUGGUAGAAUAACUUUGGUCCAAUUUGUAACCUCUUCGAUCCCAACUUAUACCAUGCAAACGGUUCUCUUACCCAGCAACAUCUGCUAAGAAAUUGAUACUUUAAAUCGCAAGUUCCUUUGGGGUACAGAUAUGCACUCCAACAAACCACACCUUGUUAACUGGAAUAAUGUUUGCUUGCCCAAGAAAUAUGCAGGUCUGGGGUUGAGGACUGCAAGGGAUUGUAAUAGAGCUUUGAUUGCGAAAUUGGGUUGGCACAUGCUUUCUAGAAGCAACAAACCAUGGUGUCAGGCUUUCACUUAUAAAUACCUCCGUUCGGAUAGCUUUUUAAGCUGCAACCCCACCCCUUCCUUCUCUGCCACUUGGAGAAGCAUUCUGAAAUGUAGGGAUGUGCUGCAUCUUGGAAUACGGUGGCGAGUCGGUUCAGGUGUGCAAAUUCAGUUAUGGCACUAUGUUUGGGCAAGUAACUCAAAGCUUCUUGACUUUGCAUUAACUCGAAUUCCACGCCAUCUCAUUGACUUACUAGUGGCUGCCAUCAUUCACAAUUCUGAAUGGAAUUUAGCUCAACUAACAAGACUUCUCCCAGACAAUUUAUUACAUGUUAUUGCAGCUAUCCCUUUACCUAUCACAAGUCACUUAGAAGAUACCAUGAAUAAGCUAAUAUUUGAGGCGCAAAGGAUCCGACCGCUGAUUAUCACUCAACAAGCAAGCAAAUUGGCCUUAGAAACAAAGCUUGCUUUUGAGGCUAAAGCAACCCUCACCUUAAAAACCCCCAGAUGGGUCAAUUGGACCCCUCCACCCCAGCACUUCCUUAAACUUAAUAUAGAUGGAUCACAUGAUCAUAGCUCAGGUAAGACAACUACAGGGGGACUGCUUCACGAUCAUUGUGGGUGCUGGCAUCAUGGGUUUGUUAUAAAUGUGGGCAUUGCCACAAGCUUUUUGGCUAAACUAUGGGGAUGUAAAGAAGGUGUUAAACUUGCAGUUUCCCUUGGAGUGCAACAAUUAAUACUGGAAAUGGAUUCCUUGCUGGCAAUUCAACUUAUUCAGGCUCGGAAGGUGUCAACUGGUGCGGCUUCGAUGCUUCUAUCUGACAUCUUCUUCUUACUUGACUCUUUCACUUCUUGCUCGGUACAUCACACUCUCAGGGAAGGUAAUGCAACUGUAGACUAUAUGGCCUCCGUUGUGCAUAACCUUGAGUUGGGUACUACUUUUUUUCCAACUCCCCCAAUGGGUAUUAGUCUGAUUUUGCAAAACGACUGUACAAGGACUAUGUUCUCCAGAAACUAAGCUUUUGUUAACUUCUAAUGUACCCAAAAAAAAAGAAAAAGUUUAUAGGUGUUGUAAUGAAAUUUUAUUAAAAUUGUUAUUUUUUUAUUGAGAAAGAAAUUGAUGUUAAGGAAAGUUGGGUAAAAGUACAUAGUUAAGUAUGUUUCUCAGUAAAAAAAUAAAAGGAAUACUUUUUC